This is a messenger RNA of Micropterus dolomieu (smallmouth bass), 1503 nucleotides long. RefSeq names its product NIF3 NGG1 interacting factor 3-like 1 (S. cerevisiae) (gene nif3l1). Gene Ontology annotation, cellular component: mitochondrion; cytoplasm. Lineage: Eukaryota; Metazoa; Chordata; Actinopteri; Centrarchiformes; Centrarchidae. The transcript is spliced from 7 exons. The coding region runs from base 117 to 1418 and encodes 433 amino acids. The record is from RefSeq and is a predicted model, not a curated record.
CAGUAAGAAACGGAACCCGGAAGGAGACAAUCCUCCUUCAAGUUCUCCAGUAAGUGAAGUGUCAUUUGUUCAGCGACAGAGCGAUAAGAGUCUUCUUAAGUGAAAGGUUUCCACUGAUGUUGACUGGAUGUAGAAACCUUUCUGGGACAUCUUUUUCACUCGCCUAUAGAAGCCUUUGUACCAGGAGGAGCUUGACCUCACUAGCGCAUUUCUACCCUUCUAACUCAAAAGUUGUAUCCAUCCCUCCAUUGCUCCCUUCACUGAGUCACUGUCACAGCCUCUUGACAAGCCAGCCAGCCUCAGUCCCUCUUCACUCAUCUGUCCGCUUCUCUUGCAGCCACUGCGUCUCUCAUUCUGCUCACUGUUCUGCCCUGAUGGAGCUGAAAGAGCUCCUGCAGGUGUUAGAGCAGCUUGCUCCUCUGUCUCUGGCAGAGUCGUGGGACAAUGUUGGCCUGCUGGUUGAGCCCAGCAAAGCUCGGCCUAUUAAAACCGUCCUGCUAACCAACGACCUUACAGAUGCUGUCAUGGCGGAGGCAGAGGCCAUGAGCUGUGACCUCAUUAUCUCAUAUCACCCUCCGUUGUUUCGGCCAAUCAAGCGUCUGGUUCAGAAAGACUGGAAGCAGCGAUUGGCCAUUCGGGCUGUGGAGGCCGGGAUAGCGAUCUUCUCCCCUCACACUUCAUGGGAUAGUGUUAAAGGAGGAGUAAACGACUGGCUGGUCGGGGGACUUGGUAGCGGUCAGGUGUCUGUGCUGAGUCAGGCCCUCGGCGGCGCCUCCCACCGUCACAAACUGGAAUUCGCGGUCAAAAGUAGAGAGGAACUAAACGCUGUUGUGGAGGAACUGAAGGCUUGUGACAGAGGAACAACACUACAACAUUCAGUCAGCAGACCAGACAGCAGUGGGAUCCAUGUCAGUGUAACCUGCAAUGACUCAGCGCUGACCCCCAGUGUCCAGACACUGUUUCGACACAAUGCUCCAAGCCAGUCCCUCACCAUCCAGAAGUUUGAAAAGCCCCCUCUCCCAGGCCAUGGCCAAGGGCGACUUAGUGUUUUGGACCAGCCAGUAACCGUGGCAACAGCCAUUCAGAAACUGAAGUCCCACUUGGGUUUGAGUCACCUGCGUUUGGCUCUGGGACUGGGGCGGACACUAGAGUCCUCUGUGUGUUCUGUGGCCGUGUGUGCUGGAUCUGGGGCCUCAGUACUGAAUGGAGUCCAGGCGGACCUCUAUAUCACAGGUGAGAUGUCCCACCAUGAAGUGCUGGAUGCCGUUGCAAAGGGAACUAGCGUUCUCCUCAGUGACCACAGCAACAGCGAGCGGGGAUUUCUGACCGUGUUCAGGGAGAAGCUGGCUGUGCGUCUCCCUGAGAGUGUAACAGUGGUAGUGUCGAAGGCUGACAGAGAUCCUCUGGAGGUGGUCUGACCGACUUCGAGCUACAGUUGCACUAGUUGUCUGUUGGAUACAUUUUCACUGUUUUGACUGGAUAAAAUUGACGAUAUUACAAAAA